Molecule: messenger RNA, 933 nt
Organism: Candidozyma auris
Lineage: Eukaryota; Fungi; Ascomycota; Pichiomycetes; Serinales; Metschnikowiaceae
Gene: YUH2
Product: Yuh2p
Exons: 2
Coding region: 1-933 (310 amino acids)
Biological process (GO): protein deubiquitination; ubiquitin-dependent protein catabolic process
Cellular component (GO): cytoplasm
Molecular function (GO): cysteine-type deubiquitinase activity
Source: RefSeq, a predicted model, not a curated record
AUGUCUUGGGGCUGGAACACUAUAGACUCCGAUGCGGGCGUUUUUACGGAACUUGUGGAGCGUUUGGGCGUCAAGAACGUGCAGUUUGAUGAGCUCUAUGCUAUUGACAAAGAGUCUCUUUUGGCAGUAGCACCAGUGCAUGCGGUAGUUUUCUUGUUCAAGUACAGUAAACUUGAUCGUGAGUACGCUGCGAAGAAAUUGCCUCUCGAUGGCGAAUACGAUACAAAUUAUAUGGACAAAGGGGUCUUUUUCGCCAAUCAGACGAUCCAGAACGCAUGUGCUACACAAGCAGUGCUCAAUUCUUUGCUCAAUAAAAGAGAUGAGAUUGAGAUCGGAGAUGAGUUGGAGAACUUGCGGUCGUUUGUCGCUGGCUUUGACUCGGAAAUGGCCGGUGAGACUUUGCUGAACUCAGAUAUGAUCAGGUCGGUGCACAACUCCUUUUCGGCGCCUAAAUUCAUCGACAGCGAUCAAUUGCCACCUCCUGACCUUGAUGACAAAGAUGACGGUCUUUUUCACUUCAUCACGUACCUUAAUAUCAACAAUACCGUGUAUGAGCUUGACGGGUUGAAGCAGUACCCUAUCAAGCACGAAAAAUUGAAUGGGCCGGAAGAGUUUUACGAGGUUCUUCCGCAAGUCUUGCAGCGCAGAAUAGACAAGUAUCACGGUGAGAUCCGUUUUUCUUUGAUGGCGAUCACCAACAACAAAUUGGAGCAGUACAAGCAAAUGGGUGACGAAAUCAGUGCCCAGCAGGAGGUUGCCAAGAGGGAGACGUGGAAGCAGGAGAACAUUUUCAGAAGACACGACUUCCCCAAGCUCACGGUUGCGCUUUUGAAAAACAUCCUGAAGAGUAUGAGCGAUGAAGAGUGGGAGGAAUUGUUGAACCUGGCUCGUCAGAAAUCUUUGGCUCGCCAAGCACAGCUCUACAAAAAUUAA